GUCAUGUGGGGGGAUGACUGCCAGGGACCAGCAGGGGGUGCUGGAGACCAUAGUAAAGCGGCACUGUUGCCCAGCGACGAAAGCGCCAACCGUGAAGUGGACCAGAUUAAAGAAAGCAGACCGCCCGAGGUAAAACAUUUGACUGUGCCGUUAAAGCGCUGCUGUGGCCUCCCUUUGUCAGCUGAGGCAUGGGCAGCCCUUCCUCUCCCGCUCUGGAUGAAGCUCACUGUCUCUGGCCUCUGUGCACACACACCUGCUGCUGGGAGGCCGAGCAGCGCAUCUGUAAAGGCAAACCUCGACAGGUGAAGGCCCUUACCCCUAGCAGGGCCUCAGUAACAGCCUCUGAAGAGAAUAGGUUUCCAGCCAUCACUCUGGUUGAUGCAUCAGAGUGGCCUGAUGAUGGGUCACCCUUUGAGGUCUUACCUCUUAAACGUGAAUAUGAGUUCUCAGAAGCCGCUGCCAGCACUCUCAUCAGCCGGGUGGCUUUACCUAAAGGAGUAAGAAGACAAGAAAAUGUCCAGAUUUCCAAUUCCAGCUCAGCCACGCCUCCUCAUCUGGAGACACACAGAGAGAAAAAGACAGUCAAGCUAAGGACUGUCAACAUCAGACGCUUGCCCAGUUGCACCAGUACAUCCCACUCCCCAAAGCCCACAGUGAUCUGGGUUCCUGGGUCUUGCUAUGUUCCACUUCAUGACUACCAGCACAGUGUUAAGUCUCCUAGACUGGCUGUCAAGGAACUGGUUUUCCUCCCCUCUGCUGAAGUGUACACAUCUGUCGAAAACAAGAAAAAUCUCAAACAGGACAAGCCAAGGAAGAGGGUUCUUCUGAAGCAAAUUCCUUUGAAAUCUCAGCUGAACCAGGAAGGGAAGGGCUCACUGAAGUCGGAGUCAGAUCCUGGUUUGUCCUGGCCAGGAUCAGUCAGUGACCGCCAGGUGAAGAAGGCCUCUGCCCCUCCUCAGGUCCACCGUCUUGUUCCUGUGGGACAAACUCUGGCUGCUGCCCCUGAGGCCAAAGGGGACCUGCAGCCGCCCAGUUCAGCUCAGACCCUCCCCCUCAGGAACAAUCUGAUGAUCUUUGAGCCUGUCAUGGAGAGGAUGCAGAUGAGGCACACCCAACAGGAGCCCCAUACCUCCAAAUAUAAACUGGACCCGAAGACUGGAAUGGACGGGAUUGAUUGGCAGAGCCUAAAGCGACAGACGUUGCUGUGGAGGAGGCACACUGUCCAGUGUGGGGGGCCUUCAUCUUCCAAACAUAAGGCAGACUAUAUACCGUGCAGCCUCCACCCGGCCCCCAUACCAAGCUCAGAGUGCCAGUCAAAGGGCUCUUCAACCACAGGUCCUCCUAAAUGCACAAAUUUGCACUUUAUAAAUGGGAUAUGGCAGAACUGUUGUCGGUUCUUGGCAUCUACACCCAUGGACGGCCCUCCUAGGAGUGAUAACUUCAAAUUUUGGUUUUCAACCUGCUUUCGACAAAACCCUGGACAACAUACCAUAAAUGCAAAGCCCAAAAGUGGUGCAAACCUGCAUGGUGAUGGGACCUUGCCUCCCCCAAACUCCCAGCAAAGCUCCAAGGUAUCAAUUGAAAAUAACCAGAAACAGCUGAGAUGUUUGGCAUGAUGCAGAGCCUGAACUUCAGCAGACAACUUUUAAACCACUGCCCCCACCAUCCAUUCUCACCUCUGCUAUUGAACAAGGUUGACGAUGAAGAGGAGACUGUGAGCAAGUCCAUAAAAGUGCCUUAUUAAAUAUUAAAGUGACUUAAAGUGAGUUGUCAUUAAAAAAAUGUGUAAUUUGUUUAAAUGAAGCAAGCUCUGUUGUAUAACGUUGUUUGUGUUUGUGUAGUGCAGUAGGUGUCACUGUAGAGUCAGUGUGAGUAUAAACCUUUUGGAAUAUUAUUCUAAAUAAUUACUAAUUGUUAUAAUAUAAUUUUAAUCCAGAGGGCACUUAUUUUCAGUUAUUUCAGAUGUAUAUAACAUUGGAGGAUUGGCACAGUGUUAGUUAGAAUAGGUCAGUGAGCUCUGUGGGGAAAUAGGGUCAUUCUAGGGUCAGAGCAGAGGCUGUGGAAACUGGGAAGAGAAUAAAAUAGUUUCAAAAUAAAACAAUAAACAUAAAAAUAAAGCUGCAAGUCAGUAUGGACAAAACACCAAUAUCUCUGGCAGAAUGUGAGCUGAACACACUACGUAUUGUCCCUUUGUAGCAGUCCCUCAUUCUUUUGUGUUUGCUGCUAUUUCGUUUUCUUUUUCCCCCAUUCAUUUGUAGUCAGUGUCCACGUUCCUCUGGGUUGAUUGGAGGAUCAUUCAGAUCACCUGUUGCACAGAGUGUGGGGACUGACUCCUCAACAAUGACUGAGAGCAGCUUGGUGAUUCCCCUCAGCCAGUCAGGUUGUGACGGUGCCCAUUCUUUACAGCAUAACCUUAUAUUUAUCAGCAUGUGUUUUAACUACAGAGAGAAAGACUAGGCUGAUAUUUCUCAACGUAAGCAGGUUUCAUAAGCAUAAAUGCUUAAAUGCAUUUCAGAAGGUCAAUUCAAGACAAUUUACCUCUUAAUGGGAAAAAAUAAGGCUCUAAAACUGGAGGAGACUGAAUGAACAGGGUUGUGAACGGAGUUACGAGGUUUUCAUACUGAGACUGGCAGUCUGGCAGCACAACAAAUGAGCGUGUGUUGUUGAUGAUGUGUCUGUUGCUGUGGUGGGUAGGAUGAUGUCACUGUCAAACCACCGGCCUCUUUGGUUGUUUGAGCUUUGCUUGGCUCGUCAGUCCUUUGCCAGAUAAUGAUCCAGUUAUGUGAUAACUUGUUGAUUGAAUUCAUAUAUGCCGUAGUUCCCCAAUCAUUGAAGGUUCGGUAGUCAUUCUGCCUUGAAGAGCUGCUAAACUGAAAAUGUUGGUGUUAUGUUGAGCUUUACUGUCUUGUGAUGAUUACAUACAUCGUUUUUUUAGAGGCUCUCCUCAGUUGACAGCUUCCCGGGAAGCACUGAAACUUUUUGAGUUGAGGUGUGUUGCAUUGAGCUAACUUUAACAUUGCAGCAAGCAUUGUUAGGAGCUUGACUUGGUGAGCUCACAUAGUGCAGAACAGACAGGACAACAUUCAAUAUGUAUACACCAUAUAUAAUAUAAUAAUAUUUACCAAAUACAAUAAAUGUAAAAGACGCCGGUGGCCAUUAUUUGAACUGUAGUCAUCAUUCUGUUGUAAUUCCACAGUGGGUGAGAGUGAGCGUCAUCCUGAGCAUCGGCCAAAAGUGACAUAGACCAGACUGGACGCUGGAAAAUAAAUUACAGUCAUAUUUAGAAUAAUGUUACUAUGCAAUGUUCCUAUAUUUUAUUUGGACCAUUGACUCAAUAGUACUAACUAGCUUACCGUUUACAAAUCAGCCCAUCAGCCGACACCACGAAGCAACCAAUGCCAGACCCACACCGUGCAGCCAAGACAGCUGGACAACGCCAGCUUAGCUUUGCUACAGUUAGCUAGUCAGAUGCCCCUGCCUUGCAUCACUCUUGGCUAGUAGAAAGCAAUUGUUAGCUUUGUACCAUUACAUGAUCUAUUGUUGGCAAAUAUUCAACACUGAUUGUCACAAUACAUAGCAUCAUGGAUCACGUUAGCUGGUGAAGUCAUUUUGCAUGCUAACAUUAGCCAACUAACAUAUCCACUCAAACAGUAUUUUGUUAGCAAGAAAGUUAAGGUUAAGGUAGGCAAACCAGCCACAUCAGAACUAGGAGUCUGAAUGAAGCUAGCUGAGAGUAUUUUGCUAUGUUAGCUUGCUAGCAAUUUGUCAGUGUUAGCAUUAGCCUAGUUAACAUUAGCCACAACAAACACAAUAUCACAAUACGUUUCACCGCCUUUGGAGUAUAUUAGCUUCGACUUUGGACUCUGACUUGGUGUUGUGGUGGGUGUUGGUCAUUUUGUAGAUGUUAGCAGACUCCAUUUAUAAGCUAACGUUGGCUAGAGUUGGACUGUAGGGAAGCGGAGAGUGAAGGCACUUGGGAGUCUGUGUAUGUUUGGUCACACCCUUGGUCACAACCCGCAGCCUACAUUGAACUGCAUUUACCAUAGCAUAGUUCCCAUUUGCAGAAAUUGCUGGGGAGAAAAAAGGUCAUUGAAUGUAAUUUGGGCAUUUGGUCAAUUGGCCUGUUUGGUAAUAAGGUUGCUUUAAUGACUCAUUAUCUAAACAAUUAAUGUGAUAUCAAGUUGUGAAGGAGCCACACAGGUUCAAAUGCCUGGGACUUGUCAUAAGAACUGAUGAAGUCUGGUGAGAGGAAACACCUUCAAGACCAAAAACAGUCCAGUUGCCUGUGAUUCAGUACUUGUAAAUGCUAUGACUUUAGUAAUUUACUUGAUGAGAUUUUAACUUGCCUUUCUUUAUAAAUGUGUUUCUUCUGGAAUAAUGUGAAUGGACUCUGUAAGUGGCCUUUUGAUGCUGUAGAUUUGAACAUCAUCAUUGCAUAUUGUCUGUCCAGGUCGCUCCAUGAUGAUUCAAGAGUCUCUAAGACAUUUAACAACCCAAACCCUGAAGACAUUUCAAAGAGCCCUUUGAAUAAAUGACCUCAAUCCAGUUGAAUAUCAGCGCAAACACUCUGGCCUAAUUUUAGACGCCAAUAACACUGAAUAUUUGUCAUUAGGUAUUAGUGCAUGCUGCUAGCUGCUAAGCAAACAAAUGAUCUCGCUAGUUUGCUAAAGGAAACAAAUUUUGCCCGAACUACACCAAGGCUGAGCGUCGCCAGGCCUGUUUCUAACUCACACACACAAUACAUUCUGUACUGCCAUUUCUUGAUUAAAUGUGACUUAAUGUCCAUUUACUGUAUAUUGGUUUUCCAGCAGCCUCAGGCACAGUGAGCUUUAUGUGUUUGUGUCCCAGUUCCCGUAGGGGAGCCCUGGAACGUUUUCUGUUUACGGCUUUACUGUGAUAACAUUUUCCCCUCUGAAUCACAGGCAGCGCUGUGUAGUGGUGCCACCUUUCCCCUGCCCACUAACAGGACACUCUCUGUCAGUUGGCUACACCACCAGCUCCCACACUAAAGUCCCUUUGAAAUACCAGUUUGUUUAUUCUACUGUACUAAAUAUGCUGUGUGCAGUUUAAGAAACGUCAGAUUCACUGGAGGGAAAGGCAGCAUCUGUGUUGAUGGCUCUGGCCUCUGUCAUUUUAGCUAAAUCCUGCUUCCUUUCUUCAAUUGUGUUUUCAUGCUAACUUACUUCAGGAUCUCCUGACACUGCUUAAACGUUCUCCUUUUUUGGCUUUCUUAUCUACAUUUUUGAUCUGGGAUGUUAUGGAAAGUGACUCCACUUUUUGCUCACCUUUUUAUUUGCAAAACUCAGUGUACCUUCUUUUUAUGCCUUUAGGUGUCAGUUUUUUAAAGUAGACUCAUUGUAUACAUUGUUUUCUGCUGUCUGUAACAAGGAUUGAAAUGUCCUUGCCAAAAUUUAGAAAUCUAAAAUCUGCUCACCCUAACUAACUAUCUUUCUCAUCUAGAAAUACUAUUACUAUUUCUGCCCACCCCAUCACAUGGUUUCCAUUCCAAUUGUGGUCUAUUUAGUUAAAGGGAUAGUUUGGGUGUUUUGAAGCGGGAUUGUGUGAGGUUCUUAUCCAUAGUCCAGUAGACGAGGUGCCCUCAGUUUGGAGAAGCAGAUACGAAUCCCAGAAGGGAAGCAGCUAGCGGUGCACUGCUGUGGACGGGGAUGCAAGAAAACUGAAGGAAACAUAUUUAUCACAUAGAAAAGGCCCACCUAAAAAAACAUUGAGGUAUGCUGUAUUAGAAUUUAGAUAUAAUCUACAAUUCUUAAUAUUCCUACAGGCACUGUAUUACACCACAGAUAUCCCGCCGAUUGUUACACCAGUUGAGCAAGCCUUGAUCAGAACCUUGUGCUGGGCUAUAUGUUGGAAAGACAACCACAUUUUUAAGAUGGUUAAAAGAUACUUUUUAGUUCAGUUCAGUUAGCUAAUGUUAGCUAAACUUUAACUAAGUAGCUAACUAAUUAUUGACGUAAAUUAGCUAGUUAGCUAGCGUUUAGCUAACAUUAGCUUUUAGGUGGAACUAGCCAGCUAAUGAUGGAUGUAGGUUACUAAUGUUAGCUAGAUAACUUAAGAUGUGACUUUAUGUCCCUUUCAUCUUUUAACUGUCAAAAUUUUGUUUCCUUUAUAGAUUAGCCUAGCACAUAGCAUAUCUAAGUACAGGAAAGGAGAAAGUUGACCAAGGUUGUGACCGAGGCUUGCUCAACUGUUAUUGGAACACAGAGCAAAAAGGGGCGGGACUUAGGAAGGGUCAAUACCACCUUCACUACCACGGCAAAGAGAAAAAAAAUAAGAUAGAUUGCGUUUGUCCAGCCUGGGGUUAAAAAUUCUACAUCUGUUUGUUUUUCAUAUUGAUAUAUCUGACAGCCUUAUCAAACAAUCUUGGAUUUAAUCAGCUUUGCAAAUAUUUCAUGAGGAAGGAAAUGCAUGCAACAGUGAAUAUAAACAGUUUUGUUUGUUUUCAAGAAAACUCCACAGGGCGCCUUUAAAUCCACGUGUUGCAUACCUCGGCCUCUCUGUGGAAGGGAUGUGUCCAUCAGUACCUGCAGCACACCUGCUCAUGCCAGACACACAAUGGCCAAGUUAUUGCUAGUAUUGCUCGCACUGUGGCCAGUUAUUGCUGCUCUGCGCUCUCUGCUUUCAUCACUUCUAUUAGAUGCUGUGGAGGAAUGUGCAGGCCGCAGCUUCCCUCUGCCCUGCUGCUCGGGCAGCUGCCAGCUCAAAUCACGACUCCCUUUUGUAUGUGGCUGCAGGACAGCCACACCUGCAGUCACCACAUGUAGGACUAGCCUACCUUUUCAUUAACUUUUAUUCAUCCCCAGGGUAUACGAGUUUGUGGAACAGCCUCAUCCUGCUAAUGAAAAGCCAUCCAACCAAAGCCUUGAUAAAGGAAGUGACCAAAUUCCUCCAAAUGUGUGCUUUUGUAUUUGUAGUGUAGUUUUUGUCUUAGUAACUAGCCAUGUUACUCACAUGUUUAACUUGUAAAUCAUUCUGACCUCUACAUCCUCUAGAUAUAAUGUCCAUUACGGAAAACAGCAUUUUAAACCUAACAACAUUGUGAUUGACUGACCAUUUCUAUAAUAUUGCUACAAUAAUACACUCAUACUGAGUGUUGUACAUGGCUAUACAGAUUGUAAAGCCCCUUGAGCCAAAUUUGUGAUUUUUGAUUUUGGGAUGUAUGAAUAAAAGUGAUUACAUUAUGAUCAAUUCCCGCCCCUUUUUGCAUUGUGCUCCAAUAACAGUUCAGCAAGCCUCGGCCGUAACCUUGGUCAACUUCUUUUCCUGUACUUAGAUAUGUUUCUGUAUGUGCUAGGCUCGUCUAUGUCGAAAAAACAGCCACAUUUUGAAGAAGGUUAAAAAAUAAAAGCAACAUAUACACCGAUCAGCUGUAACAUUCUGACCACCGGGGCACCCUGGUUGUCUAGCCUUCACAGUUUGGUGUUCUCAAAGUCGCUCAAACCCUCACACUGCCCAUUUUUCCUGCAUCUAACACAUCAACUUUGAGGACAAAAUGUUCACUUUUAACCAUCUUCAAAAUGUGGUUGUCUUUUUGGGAAAAACGUUUACCAAGUGCUUGUGGUUUGGUGGGUUCUGUUUCAUAAAUAAGCAAACUUCAUUUAAAAUCCCAUUGACAUUUUUAACUCCGCUAAUAGCUAUAAAAUCCAGCCCUACAACGGAGCCUAAACAGCAUGCCAUGUAGCUUGCCUCAUAUAUAGGAUAUAUCGUAUUGUGAUUUAUUCAGUAUUUCUUUUUGUGAAGUACAAAAAUGAACACCAUUGUGUAGGAAAGCGAUGAAUGUUGAAAACGACCAACAUGAAGGAAAGCUUUAUAUCUCCAUCAGAAGGCUGAUGUGCAGAUACCCACUGUCAGUCAUGGGCAUCCAAAUGCACCACAGCUCAUGACAUAAUCUGCUCACACUCAUCUACGAAAUCUAAUACUCAGCUGGUGAUCAGCUCUGGCUACCCAGUACGAGUGUAUACAGUGCAGACAGUAUGUGUAUGGAGGGGUAAAUGGAGCCCAUUCAGGCUAACAGUGGGAUGAGUGAUGACUGCAGUGUACUAGGAGCUUUUUAAGGACACUAGCAUGAGGAAUGUGGCGGAGACGUAACCUGUGGAGGCGGGGUCACGACUGGGCCUGGGGUGCAUCUUUCACACACAUAUAUAUACACACACUCUCGCACAGCUGAUUCCACACUGAACAUAUAUGUACAUUUAUGUAACGUGUUGGUUGCCCACAGUUGUCCAAAAUGUGUUGAGGUGUUCUUUGUUUCUUCUUGCAUCUACUGUAGACAGACAACCAGGUUAGAAGUGAAAUUAAGCACCCAAAAGAGACUAUUGCAGUGUGGUUGUACAUCCAUAAUGUUAAUAAUAACAAGAGUAAGAAUCUAAAUCCACUAGAGGCCUUGAAGUUUGGAUGUGACAGACAACAUAGUGAUCAUUUUGUUUUCCUACCAGUAGUGGCAAUAAAAAUGUCUAGUUUUUCCAUAUGAUGGUGCUAGAGGAACAGGACGGCAUGUUUUAUCACUUCAAUAUUUCCAUAAUUAACAGAUUGCCACUAGAUUUAAAGUGGCAGCUGUGGGAGAGGGUUGUCUUGUAAUUGGAGGGUUGCUAGUUCAAUUCCCAGCUCACCAAGUCCAGCCAAAUUAAAUUAAAUUAUAUUAAAUUAAAUUAAAUUAAAUUUUAUUUGUAUAGCGCCAAUUCAUAACAGAAGUUAUCUCAGGACACUUCAAAUAGAGCAGGUCUAGACCGAACUCCUUAUAACAUUAUUUACAGAGACCCAACAGUACCACCAUGAGCAAGCACUUGGAGACAAGGGCAAGGAAAAACUGCCUGUUAAAAGGCAGAAACCUAGGACAGAUCCUUCGGCUCUAGGUGGGUGGUCGUCUGUCUCGACCAGUUGGGGUGAGAGAGAGAGAGAGAGAGAGAGAGAGAGAGAGAGAGAGAGAGAGAGAGAGAGAGAGAGAGAGAGAGAGAGAGAGAGAGAGAGAGAGACAGACAGACAGACAGACA
Messenger RNA from Dicentrarchus labrax (European seabass), 9008 nucleotides. RefSeq lists its product as uncharacterized. The coding region runs from base 189 to 1616 and encodes 475 amino acids. Lineage: Eukaryota; Metazoa; Chordata; Actinopteri; Moronidae. The record is from RefSeq and is a predicted model, not a curated record. The transcript has 13 exons.